Molecule: messenger RNA, 810 nt
Organism: Tribolium madens (black flour beetle)
Lineage: Eukaryota; Metazoa; Arthropoda; Insecta; Coleoptera; Tenebrionidae
Product: cytochrome c oxidase subunit 2-like
Exons: 1
Biological process (GO): ATP synthesis coupled electron transport
Cellular component (GO): membrane
Molecular function (GO): cytochrome-c oxidase activity; copper ion binding
Source: RefSeq, a predicted model, not a curated record
AUGGAUUUAAACCCCAUAUAUAAAGUUCAAUACUUUUUUUUAGAAAUAGCAACCUGGAAACUACUAAUAUUACAAGAUAGAUUUUCACCAUUAAUAGAACAACUAUCGUUUUUUCAUGACCACACCUUACUUAUUCUAGUAAUCAUUACUAUUUUAGUAAGACAAAUAAUAGCUGGACUAUUUGUAAAUAAACUAACUCAUCGAUUCCUCCUUGAAGGACAAACAAUUGAGCUAAUUUGAACAGUACUACCAGCGAUUACCCUGAUUUUCAUUGCUCUACCAUCUCUCCGAUUAAUUUACAUUCUAGAUGAAACAAACAAUCCGUCUAUUACAAUUAAAACAAUCGGACAUCAAUGAUACUGAUCAUAUGAAUACUCAGACUUCAAAAACAUCGAAUUCGACUCAUAUAUAACACCACUUAAUGAAAUAAAUAACUUCAGCUUCCGUCUACUAGACGUAGAUAACCGAAUGAUUAUUCCAUUUAUAUCACAGAUCCGAAUACUAGUAUCAGCAGCUGAUGUUAUUCACUCAUGAACUAUUCCAUCAUUAGGAGUAAAAAUUGAUGCAACACCAGGACGAUUAAAUCAAACUAGAUUCAUCUCAACCGGAUCAAGAUUAAUAUACGGUCAAUGUUCUGAAAUUUGUGGAGCAAAUCAUAGAUUCAUGCCAAUCGUAACAGAAAAAAUCUCCCAAUCAUAUUUCAUUAAAUGAAUUUCAAAAAUGAUUCAGUCCUCAUUAGAUGGCUGAAAGUAAGCACUGGUCUCUUAAACCACAUAAUAGUAAACUAACAACUACUUCUAAUGGAACCCC